AUGGAUGAUCCAGGUGAUCCUGUGACUGCCCCUCUCGCCGCGUGUGUGCCCCUCCUUCCCUUCCAUGCCCCUCUCUCCCUCCCAUGCUCUUCUCUCCCCUCUAUGCCCCUCUCUCCCCUCCAUGCCCCUCCCUCCCCUCCAUACGCCUCACUUUCGCCCAUGCCCCUCUCUCCUCCCAUGCCCCUCUCUCCCCUCCCUCACCCCGCGUUCCCCUCCCACUCCCCUCGUUCCCUCUGUGCAGCCUCCUUGGGACAGAGCAGUGGGCGAUGCAUACAUGAUUCACUACACCUAUGGCUAGCAGUAGGCGAUGCAUACAUGAUUCACCACACCUAUGGCUGUGACUAUGACCCCAAUGCCCCUCUCCCCUCCCACUCCAUCUCAUUGCCCUACACCUAUCUCAUUACCCUCUCCCAUGCCAUGCCUCCCUCCAUGCAGCCUCCCUGGGACAGAUCAGUAGGCGACGCAUACAUGAUUCACUACACCUAUGGCUGUGACUACGACCUCGAUGGAAACCACCUGCCAGGCAAGGUGGGGCCAUGGCACUUUGACAAGAGAGACCACCAGACAGCCAUUCCUCGCAACAUCUCCUACCCACCCGCCGGCUCUGCUCCCUCUGUGUUUGAGCUUAUCCGCCGGUUAAACGAUGCGACGUGGUCGCUCAAGUGGGUUGCCGGGGCAGCGUGA
Molecule: messenger RNA, 684 nt
Organism: Closterium sp. Naga37s-1
Lineage: Eukaryota; Viridiplantae; Streptophyta; Zygnematophyceae; Desmidiales; Closteriaceae
Source: the annotation of a GenBank genome assembly